AUGAAGGCCUCAGUAGCAGCCGUCUUUGCUAUCACCAUGGUGCUGAGGGUGCAAGCGGCUGACCUGUCCUGCGGGAAGGGCGAGGUGUGUCCUGAGGGUCAUUGUUGCAUGGUCGGCGGCGGCAGGUACGAUUUGCCCAUCUGUACCCUGAAGGGUGUGAGUGGUGACUCCUGCCGGCCGAACAACCAACCAGAGGACUUGUGGCUGACCGCCUAUCCGGGCGAUGAGGGUUCUCUGUACACGGGCGUCUACAGGAACGUCUGUCCCUGCCUGAACGGCCUUCAGUGCGCCGAUGGAACCUGUACCUACUAG
Molecule: messenger RNA, 312 nt
Organism: Schistocerca piceifrons (Central American locust)
Lineage: Eukaryota; Metazoa; Arthropoda; Insecta; Orthoptera; Acrididae
Product: astakine-like
Exons: 2
Coding region: 1-312 (103 amino acids)
Source: RefSeq, a predicted model, not a curated record